CUCCUUCCUCCGUCCUGCCUUCCUUUCCAGAGAAGGAAAGCCAAGAAAUUUUGCAGAGAAGAGGGAAGGAAGGUCGGAGGUUGUCUCGUUGAGCAGCACGCCUUCUCUCUCUCUCUCCCUCUCUCUUUUUCUCUUUCUCUCUCCUUUGUGGCUCUGGCGUCGAUUGUUUCUGCGCGCUGAUUUCUGUCGCUUGGCAGAUCAUGGCGUGCCAUGUGAUAGGCCAACGGAGGUCGCCCUUUCUGGCGGAAGGGAUGUAUAGGGUGAGGCCGAGGAAGAGCACGGGGUCUUUGUUCUCUUUGGUGUCUUGGCCGGCGGCGGCGAAGGAGGCAGUUGAUUGCAGGCGCGCUGUGCUUUGCUGCACGGCCGCCCCGACAGCCCCCAGGGAAGAAGCGAUCAAGAGCGGCAAUGGGAUGGCGGAGAUUGGCAGGUGUCUAUUGUCCGUAUCCACGCGAGCAGAUGGAGUAGGGGUUAAGAAGGAAAACGCAGACGGUGAGGCGACGACGCGCACAGCGUCGGCCGAGAGCCUGGACCGGUGGGUGCGAGAAUCUGUGACUGAUAUUGUUCAGAAUAUUCAAGAUGCCCCCUUUCUCGUGUGCCUGUACUCAAGCACAAAAGGUGCAGCAAUGAGGUUAGAGAGAGAGUUGGUGGGAGCAGAAGAACGGAAUUGGUCGAAGAUGAAGAGUUCUCUGAGGGAGAAGGGGCCAGAUGGAAUCAUUCUGGUGGAGGAGCUCAAGGAAAUCAACAAGGAAGCAGAGGACAGCACAAGUAAAUGCUCCAAAUUGUGGGGCUUGUUGAUCCAGGGGAAAGGAAUAGAUAUUGGUGCUUGUUAUAUCCUCAAGACUACCAGGAUUUGCUCUGCUCUGGGGUUGUGCACCCACUUUUGCCUGAUUAGGGCACAGUGUUAUGGCGACACUGCUGAAGUUCAGCUAAGAAAUUCAUGGCUCAACAUGGAAUUCUGAGAUGAUCCCAGAAGCUAAGCACCCAUAUUGUGCAGCUUUGGAGGUUGAUUUUUUUGUAAAUCAAUUGAUUUGUAUAUAUUGAACAUUACAUUCACGAUUACUUAGCAAACAUCAGGAUUCAAAAUUUUCUGCUUCAAGAUCACUAGACUUGUGGAAAAUCUGUGCAUGAUUUUGAGGUGAGAAGUCAUGUGGCAACGUUCUGGCAAUGAAAUCAGGAAAAACUAGAGAAAGAAAAUUUUAUUUUGGUUGUUAA
Messenger RNA from Nymphaea colorata (pocket water lily), 1212 nucleotides. RefSeq lists its product as uncharacterized. Bases 201 to 959 code for a protein of 252 amino acids. The record is from RefSeq and is a predicted model, not a curated record. The transcript is spliced from 2 exons. NCBI's taxonomy places the organism in Eukaryota, Viridiplantae, Streptophyta, Magnoliopsida, Nymphaeales, Nymphaeaceae.